CCUCUCCCUCUCCUCACCGCCACGCGUAGGGUUUCUUUUUUUUUUGGUUUUUUGGGGACAACGCAUUUUCUCCGAGAAGUAGUAUUAGAGUUUUAGCAUGGCUCGCUCCUGGGUCGCCAAAGUAUCAAGAGAGUUGCUGCACAAGGAACUGGGCACUUACCGUCAGCCUCGACAUGGAGAAUUUGGCAACCUAAAUUGUUUAAGUUCGAUGCUUCUAAGAAGGUUUGGCUCUGAAGUGUCAGCUUCCGAGCAGAUGAAUCUUAUUAGACAGCUGAGGGAAAAGACGAGCGCGCCCAUAAAAGAUGUCAAGGCAGCCCUUGUUAGUUGUAAUUGGGAUAUUGAGGCUGCACACAAGGACCUGAGAAAGAGAGGCGUGGUGCUUGCAUCGAAGAAGUCCUCACGGACUGCUGCUGAGGGUUUACUUGCAGUGGCACAAAAUGACAAUAGGGCUGUUGCAGUUGAACUUAACUGCGAGACUGAUUUUGUUGCAAGGAAUGACAUAUUUCAAUACCUGGCUUCGUCUUUGGCAAGGGUAGCCUUAUCAGUUGAAAGCCCUGUGCAGCAAAUUCAAGCAGCUUUUCCUUUUGGCCCUGAGUACUUGGAGAACAUGAAGAUUAAUGCAGAUCAUCCAAAACUUUGUGGAGAAAUAACAGUCCAAAAUGCAGUUACAGAAGUUGCUGCCAUGGUCGGGGAGAAUGUAAAGCUCAGAAGAGGUUUUGCAAUGUCCAGAUCUUCACAUGGUGUUAUUUCCUCUUACCUUCAUACGAGUCCCCAACUAGGAUUGGGCCGAAUUGCUGGAUUGGUUACUUUAGAGGUAGAAGAUGAAAAUGCUCCAUUGGAUGCUCUUCAGCGUGUUGGUUCAUCACUGGCAAUGCACAUAGUGGCAUCGAAACCCUUGUUCUUAUCGAAGGAAUUUGUUUCUUCCGAAGCAAUAGAAAGUGAGCGUGACGUAUUUAAAUCUCAGGCAGAAAGUUCAGGGAAGUCUCAGAUGGCCAUUGAAAAGAUGGUGGAAGGUCGUAUGAGGAAGUACUUUGAAGAAGUAGUGUUAUUGGAGCAAAAGUUUGUUAUGAAUGAUAGUGUUCAUGUCAAGUCACUGCUGAAUGAUUUAUCAAAAGAAGUGGGCUCAUCUGUAAAGAUUGGCAAUUUCCUCAGAAUUGAAGUUGGAGAAGGAAUUCAGAGCUGAAAAUAUUCUACGGCUUUAUCUUUGAAUUUAUUACACCCCCCUUCCUCACUGUAAUCGAAGCAUUCACUUACGGAACAAGUACAUUGUCGGAAGUAUAACAUGCUGACAGAUAUGACAGGAUUAAACCACAAAAUGGAAAUGAGAUGCGAAUAUUUUGUAAAGGCUUUAUCCCUUUUAUAGCAACUUCAAAUACUUUGUCACCAGAUUUCUCAAGUGCUUUAUAAUCUUUUUUUGGGACUUCUCUAAAUUCGAUCCAAGGUUGACGGCUCCUUCUAAGGUUCUAGCCUUCUAGGUAUUAAUAGAAAUUGUUACUUCUAAUGUGAACUUACCCCAACAUGGUGAUCUUUCCACCCUCUUGCACCCCCAUUAUUGCUCUGUACUUCAAUUUACAGAAGAUUAUUAUUUAUAUGAUUUCUGAUUAGGCCUUAUAGCA
Phoenix dactylifera (date palm) is the source of this 1616-nucleotide messenger RNA. RefSeq names its product elongation factor Ts, mitochondrial-like. Gene Ontology annotation, molecular function: translation elongation factor activity; protein binding. The record is from RefSeq and is a predicted model, not a curated record. Gene Ontology annotation, biological process: mitochondrial translational elongation. Lineage: Eukaryota; Viridiplantae; Streptophyta; Magnoliopsida; Arecales; Arecaceae.